Molecule: messenger RNA, 1440 nt
Organism: Plasmodium gaboni
Lineage: Eukaryota; Apicomplexa; Aconoidasida; Haemosporida; Plasmodiidae
Product: putative GTPase-activating protein
Exons: 1
Coding region: 1-1440 (479 amino acids)
Biological process (GO): COPI coating of Golgi vesicle
Molecular function (GO): GTPase activator activity
Source: RefSeq, a predicted model, not a curated record
AUGAAGAAGAGUUUAAUUGAAGAAGUGUUGGAAUAUGAACAAGAUAAUAGAGGAUAUGUGUUGGAUACACUAAAAGAUAAAACUUUUAAAAUAAUUUUAAAUAAAAAUGAAAAUAAAAAUUGCUUUGAUUGUGGUAACAAGAAUCCCAAAUGGCUAUCUCUCACCUAUGCUAUAUUUAUUUGCCUGAACUGUUCAGGUAAACAUAGACAGUUAGGAACUCAUAUAUCGUUUGUUCGUUCGACAGGAAUGGAUAAGUUUACGGCAAAACAAUUGGUAAGGGUAUGUUUGGGAGGUAAUAUGAAAGCAAGUGAAUAUUUAAAAAGGAGUAAGGAUAGUAUAAUAGAUUAUUCAUCACAUGUAUGUUUAAAAUAUAAAAUGUAUUUGGAUAAUUUAUUGGAAGAAAUUUUAUUAAAUUAUAGUAAGGGUGUGAAAGGUGUGGAAUUUGAUAAUAAUAGUAAUAAUAAUAAUAAUAAUAAUAAUAAUAAUAAUAAUAAUAUGAAUAGGAAGCAACCAAUAGAUCUUAUUAGUGAUGAUAUAAAAGGUGAUGAAAUGUUAACAAGUUUUGAAAAUGUACAGAAUAAUGAAAAUGAUUUUAAUAGUCCUUUUUUUGGUUUUAAUAAUAAUUCAAAAAAGAUGGAAAUAAAUCAAAAUAAUAAUAAUAAUAAUGUUUUUGUUCCUACUCAUUUUAUAGAUGAAAAGGUAGCAUUUAAUAAUAAUUGUAAUAAAAAUUUUAAAGCAAAAAAAAUAGAUAUAAAUUUUGAUAAUAUAUUUGAACAAGGCGAGAUAAUAAACAACAACAACAAUAAUUUCAAUAAUAAUAAUAAUAAUAAUUUCAGUAAUAAUAAUUUCAAUAAUAAUUUUAGUGGUAAUCCAAAUUUAGAUAAUUCUUUAAAUUUAUAUGGAACGAAUCAAAAAGAACAACAAAAUAAUUUGGAAGGUUUAAGAGGAAGUAUAUACAAUAACAAUAAUAAUUAUAACAAUAUGUAUGCUCAUAAUAAUGAGCAUUAUAUGGAUAAUCAGCAUAAUGUAUAUGGUAAUAGAAUGUCUAAUCCAAACAAUUAUUUCAACAAUAAUAAUAAUAAUAAUAAUAGUUAUGGUUAUAAUAAUAAAAACAGUUUUAGCAAUAACAAUUUCAAUGUUACUACAGAUUCUAAAUUAAAUAAAUUUAAAGAUUGUAAAAGUAUACGUUCUGAUCAAUACUUUUAUGAUGAAAUGCCACGCAAUGAACAUGUUAUGUCAAAUGUCCAUAUAGCGGAUAGUAUAUCAUCUGAUCAAUAUUUUAAUAAGAAUGUAAAUAAUAAAAAAGGAGUAUGGAAUUUAGAUGAGCAAACUGUACAAAAUUUACAAGAUCUAAAAGUAUCAGCAAAGGAAGGAAUAUCAAAUAUUGUCGCAGCUGGUAAUGAAGUUUUUUUAAAGGCCAAAGAAUGGUUUAAUAAUUAA